This is a messenger RNA of Rubroshorea leprosula, 2083 nucleotides long. Lineage: Eukaryota; Viridiplantae; Streptophyta; Magnoliopsida; Malvales; Dipterocarpaceae. The record is from the annotation of a GenBank genome assembly.
UUGCUGUUUAGCUUUUGGAAAAGUCACCGGUGUACCUGUACUCAAUCGCUGUUCGUCCGUUUUCGCAGAGACCAGGUAAUUUGCGAGCAUUCGAGUGUCUUUUUCUACCUUUCUUUGUUGUGAGAAUGUCUUCUGAAGAGACACUUAGUGAUGGUAGAGUGAGGGGAAGGGUUGAGGAGGCAGAAGGUAGGGAUUUGGGGGUGCCAUCGAACAUUUUGGAGAGAGAGGAUGGAAGAGAGCCGUGUUUCAACCCUGAGGAGGAAGUUGUUGGUGAGGUGGCAGGGUAUGAAACAAGUUUGGAGAAUAGGGGUAGUUUGGCCCAUUUGGUUGAGAACUAUGGGGUGCCCGGGCGUGUGUUGGUGAGGCCGGCGGGGAACCUGUUGGUAUGGUUGUUGUUGGAGUAUGGUCUGGGGCUAACGCAACUCACCCCCAAUGCCGUCAGGUUAGUGGUGGCGUUUGCAGUGUAUAGCCGAAGUCGGGGGGUGAGUUUUCUUACCGCUAACGUAUUCAAGUACUUUUACGUCUUGAAUGCUGGGAGUGGUAGGGAAAAGGGGUGGUUUUACUUUACAGGCCGGGUGGUAGGUAGGCAAAGGAGGGGUUUAUUUAGCCCCAAGCCAUCUUCCAUCAAAGGGUGGAAAGAUAAAUUCUUUUUUGCGGAUGAUACGGAGUGGGAUAAGACUGAUGCUGAGGUGGAACACUUGAGUCGUUGGAAGACGAAAGGGUUAAACCUCAAUGAGUAUAGUCUGACCUCGAGGGAGUUAGAAGAUGUGGGGGAGUUGGAAAAAGGAGGUGUGGGUUCGUUGGACAUUAUGGAGUACACGAGCCAGAGGAUGUUAGACGCGGCUGAGAUAUAUAGGCCGAGCUCGCAAUUGGGAGAAGAGAUGAACAAGUUUCUGGACGCAGCUGGUGGAGCUGGGAUCCUGAAGAAGGGAAGAGGGAAGAGAGGCGAGGCCAGGAGGCGGGUGGAGGAGGGGCCCAUUGUGGCGAAGAGGAGGAGGUUGGAGCAACAAGGGGCCGUGGUGGAAUUGGAGGAGGUGCCAGCGCCUGCGACUUCAACUCUUCGCCUGGAAGGGACCUCGUCAGCCUCAGCUGCCGAGUUUGCUGCUACGCUUCGGGAGCACGGGUACAUCCGAGCGCAAACGACCAGUUUUUAUGACUCCGGGAUGAGGAGCACAGCGAAGAGGUUCAUCAACACCUACUUCCCAGAGGUGGAUCGCCAGCGCGCGAAGGACGAGGUGGUUGCCCGGGGUUCGGUUGGCGUUGUCCGCCAAACACUGGAGGCUGUUAAUCUUGUGAAUGCUUUGGCCAAUGAGCAUCACGAGAGUUUAAAAGAGAGGAACCAGAUGCGGAAGGAGAACGCUGAGCUUGUUAAGAAGAGCGAGGCUGCCGAGGCCGAGGUGGCGAAGUUGAAGGCUGAGAUGGAGGAGCUCCGGAAGGAGAACGCUACCCUCAAAAAGGACUCGGAAAACUCGUACCAGAAGAGGAAGAUAUGUGAGGCCGAGUUGGAGAAGAGGGAGAAGGAGGUGGAGGAGGCGGGGAAGGUGGUGGCUGAGUUGGAGCUUAAGGUUCACAACUCAGUUGAGGAGCAUGUGGAGGGGUUCCUAAAGUCCAGCACCUUCGAGGAUAUCAUCAACCUCUAUCGCCUUCCUACUGCCAUUUUGGCCUUCUCUGACUGCCGGAAGAAGGUAAAACUGGUGUAUCCUGAUGUCGAUGUGACGAAGGUUACCUUCGGAGAGCAGGAAGGGGAGGUGGAGGAAAAUGGGGAGAGCUAUACUGCUGACUUCCGCCCGGAGAUAACACUGAAGUGGGAGAAGGACAGCAGGGGUCAAACCAUUUUGCCUCCCAAGUUCAGUUUUGAAUUUGUGGUGGUGGACGAGGGAGACGAAGGUGACGAGGUCACUGACGGUGCUGAGAAGUCGACUAGAGGCGUUGACCAACCGACGGAUAACCCCGUGCAGCCUUCGGCCAUCCCGGACUAGACUGCUAAGUAGACUCGGCCUUGGGCCCUUAGAUUUUUUUUUUUUUUUUUGAGAUAUUCUUUGUAAACGAUUAGAGAUUAAUGGAAUGAAUUUGAUUCUUUUUU